CCUGUCACUAUGGCUCUUACACUGUCGAUUUUGCUGGUAUGCACCGGAGUCGUUCUGGGAUCCGUCCAUCCUCCAACAUAUGGCCAUCACCCACAGCCCGCUUACGGUCAUCAUGCACCUGCUUACGGCCACCAGCAUGCCUAUGACAACGGUUACUGCGACCCAACUGUUGUCCCAGCAUGCGCUGCCAAUUCCACACUCUCCUACUGUUUGGAAGAUACUGAGUAUCCGGAAUAUGAGGUCAAGGCUGCCAUCACUGCCGAUCAUCUGUUCGCCAAGAAGUACGCUGACGUCGCCGACCAGUCUGCUGAUGACCUGGUAGACAUGGUUAGCAAGGACCAGGAGGAGGCCUUCGACUACUCUUACUACACUGGAGCCUCCACUGGGGACUCUCCCUACGAUGCCACCCACUGGGGUGGUCCUGAGGGUUACAUCUGUCCCUCCGAAGUGGUGUAUGCCAUGCCCAAACGUGCCCAGAAUGUGGACGGCAAGUGGCGCGUCAUUGUCAACGACGUUCACUAUUACAGCCAGACUGCCCGCCUCGAGACUUGUCUGUUCCCAGAGUCUGCUUGCCGAGCCCUUGCUCCUUGCUACCAGAGCCACUGUACCCAGAAGUCAGUGUACCACCGUCUACUAUCCUACGAUCCAUGUGACCCAUAUAAGGGCCUCUUCAUUGAUAUCUACAAGAUGCCAUCUGCCUGCUCCUGCCAUCUUCCCGCCUAACCAGCUCCUCAACGAAUCGCCUCUUCACACAUCAUCUAACACUCCAUGGCCACCAAGGAACCACCGACACCUCCUGUUAGCCCUUACAGCGAAGGAGAACACCCUAUUGUACACGUGACUGGAGAACUGCUUUUUUCACGUACCACCACUAAUCAUGCCAGGAACCGCCGGCACGUUCAGGCUGUUGAUCUGUCUUCCCUCUUCAGCCAUGUAAAAAAUAGAAGCUAGACGUCCAUUAUAAUAUUUUUAUAAACAAAUCAUUUUUGAA
Molecule: messenger RNA, 991 nt
Organism: Penaeus monodon (black tiger shrimp)
Lineage: Eukaryota; Metazoa; Arthropoda; Malacostraca; Decapoda; Penaeidae
Product: protein spaetzle 3-like
Exons: 2
Coding region: 10-723 (237 amino acids)
Biological process (GO): central nervous system formation; innate immune response; regulation of Toll signaling pathway
Cellular component (GO): extracellular region
Molecular function (GO): growth factor activity; Toll binding
Source: RefSeq, a predicted model, not a curated record